AUGGCUUUGGAACGAACAGUUUUCCUGCAACGCCCGCUUGGUUCAGCCCCGUCAUUCCAAACACCAUCGUACCGUUUGAGCGAUGCCUCCUCCUUGAAAUUCGUCUCAUGUUGCUCGGUUGCAUCGUCAGCUACUGUGAUUAACGGGAAUGUGGGAUUGCCAAUUGUCGGUGAAACAAGUGAAUCUGCGGCAGUAUAUUGCGGAAAUUCCACAGGUGUGCCGCUCAUCUGCGUGCCUAAGCCCUUAGAGUUGUAUUUAGCUGUUGCAAUGGGCUUAUCUGUUCAUUCUUUGCUGUGCUUUUGCAGAUUUAAAUCAGAAAACCUGAAAAAGGGUAUCCAAGUACCGUUAUGCCAAUGCAGGAGGGAGGAUAACUUCUGUAUAAUGUUUAUGGGCCUUCAAUUUAAGUGGGUUUGUAUUAUAUGUGUUGCUAAAUAUAGCCUUGUGAUGUUGCAGCUUGCAAAUUUAGAAGUUUUGGUUUCAACGGCCAAAAAACAUCGUGAGGAAACAGGUAUCCAGAGAUUUAGACCUUGGAAUUGUUGGUUUGGACACUGUAAACGAAUAUGGGCAGUCCGAUGUUCAGAAGGUGAUGUUUAUGCUGGUGAUGAAGAUCUCAUUCUUGUUCAUGAAGCUCUUGACUAUGGGGACUAUCGUUUAUCACUUGCAAUCCCCAAGUAUGGCAUAUUUGAGAACAUAAACUCUUUGAAAGAGCUGGCUCAGAUGCCACAGUGGACAUCUGAGAAACCUCUAAGAGUUGCCACCGGAUUUACAUAUGUAAGAUUAUCUUGUCCUUUUUUUUUUCUUCUGUAUUUAUAUUUUAUUGCAUCGAAAAUUUGCAGUUGGAUGGGGAUAGCUGAUGCUAUUGUGGACCUUGUGAGUAGUGGAACAACAUUGAGAGAAAACAACUUGAAAGAGAUUGAAGGCGGAGUUAUCUUGGAAAGUCAGGCUGUUCUUGUUGCUGGUCAGUUCAUGGUGCAGACCACUAAUUAUUUGGAUAAUUACAAAAGGUACCCCCCAAAGUUUAACAUAACCAGAAAAAGCUCCAAUUAUCUUUACAAAAUCACAAAUACCAAUUUAAAGCGAUACAAACAUCCACUUGAGGUAUUGUAUUUACCCUGCGAAUGCCCUGUCUUGAAGGCUGUGAAGAUAAACAAAUGCAUGGUGGUAUCUGUAAUUUUAAAAGCUUAUAUAGUAACAGCUAACAUGAGGGGAAGUAGUGCAGAUGAAGUGGCUGAACGUGUGCUUAGCCAACCGUCUCUAUCUGGUUUUCAGGUCUUCAACUUGUCUUCCUUUGUGCAUAUUUCUAAUCUCUGGAUUGUGUAAAAUCGUGAUUUAACAAUUUUCGAACACGAGUCAAGGAACUAAAGAUAGUAUUGGAUUAAGAGGAGAGUAUGAAUACAUGUGUACAUACAGGAGUGGCAGAGUCCUAAAGAGUAUCAUUGUAGAACUUAGAAACUAUUAUUUUUCCUUUAUAUUGAAUAACUAUAGAUUGGUGUGGUGGUGGUGCAUUUUUGUGAACCCUGAACGAUAUGACCUUUCACAUAUAUCUCACCUAUGCCCAGGUCUCGUUUGUUUCGUGUGAUAGGAUUAGACUAAAUUAAUACGGGAUUGGUAGAUUGUAUUGUGCAUACUAAAUUGUAUUUAUAUCUGUUAUAUGUGAUUGAUAGUUUGGAUAGG
Molecule: messenger RNA, 1674 nt
Organism: Striga asiatica
Lineage: Eukaryota; Viridiplantae; Streptophyta; Magnoliopsida; Lamiales; Orobanchaceae
Source: the annotation of a GenBank genome assembly